Messenger RNA from Lucilia cuprina (Australian sheep blowfly), 2945 nucleotides. It is a transcript of the gene RhoBTB, whose product is annotated as rho-related BTB domain-containing protein 2. The transcript has 13 exons. Gene Ontology annotation, biological process: small GTPase-mediated signal transduction. NCBI's taxonomy places the organism in Eukaryota, Metazoa, Arthropoda, Insecta, Diptera, Calliphoridae. The coding region runs from base 252 to 2471 and encodes 739 amino acids. The record is from RefSeq and is a predicted model, not a curated record. Gene Ontology annotation, molecular function: GTP binding; GTPase activity; protein binding.
AAUUAAAUAUCAUUAAAGAUUUAUAAUUAAAUGUACUUUAAAAAUGCCUUUUGUUAAUAAAAAAUCUAAAAAGGAAAAAUACUUUGAAGUUCAAAUACAGUAGAUGGAGAAAAUCAAUAAAGACUACGAUACAAGGAAAAAUUCAAAGUAGAAAAAAAACAACAACACACAGCAACAAAAAGUAGAAAACAACAAGAGCAAAAAAAAAGCAUUAGUAGAAUAAAUAGUAUUUUGCAUUUACCAAUGGAAACAUGGAUAACGAACAACCACAUCAGGAACUUGUUAAGUGUGUCCUUGUUGGCGAUACAGCCGUAGGCAAAACGCGAUUAAUAUGUGCUCGUGCAUGCAAUAAACAUGUUUCCCUUUCACAAUUAUUAUCCACUCAUGUGCCCACUGUAUGGGCUAUAGACCAAUAUCGUAUAUAUAAAGAUGUACUUGAACGCUCAUGGGAGGUAGUUGAUGGUGUCAAUGUAUCUUUACGUCUUUGGGACACAUUCGGUGAUCAUGAUAAAGAUAGACGUUUUGCUUAUGGACGGUCUGAUGUUGUUUUGCUGUGUUUUUCCAUUGCCAGUCCCAUUUCCUUAAGGAAUUGCAAAGCCAUGUGGUAUCCGGAAAUCAGAAGAUUUUGUCCUGAUGUUCCAGUUAUAUUGGUGGGCUGUAAAAACGAUUUACGUUAUAUGUAUCGUGAUGAGACCUAUCUCUCUUAUUUUGGUGAGAGAAGUACAUUUGUCAGAGCUGCUCUCAAAAGUGAUUUGGUAAUGCCAGAUGAGGCCCGUGCCGUGGCCCGGGAACUUGGUGUUUCCUAUUACGAAGCCAGCGUCUUUACCUAUUUUGGUGUUAAUGAAGUGUUUGAAAAUGCCAUACGUUCUGCUUUAAUUGCCCGACGACAACAACGUUUUUGGAUGACAAAUCUUAAAAAAGUUCAAAAACCUUUGCUGCAGGCCCCAUUUCGUCCCCCCAAACCGCCACCACCCGAAAUGACCGUAGUGGUGGGUAAUUUUCGCCAGGAUAUGUAUAACAUGUUUUUGGCUCAAAACUAUACCGAUCUUAUAUUGGUUGUUGGCACAAUAAAAUUUCCCGUACACAAAUUUAUGCUUGCUGCUGCUUCUAAUGUUUUCAAUCGUAUUCUAAAUACGGAAAUUACCGAUAUGGGCGGACGCAGUAGCAGUGAGUCGAGUAUGAUAAGUUCAACAUUUGGUGAGGCAACAACGGCUGAUUUUAACGAUGACACCGAGUGCCUGAUACGUAAUGAAUCUCGUGCACAAAGAAUGUGGGAGCAAAUUAAACGCCGUUCCAGUUAUCAAGCUUUGCCUUUGAUUGAGGCCAAAAAACCAAGUGAACUUUAUAAGGAUUUACAUCAUCCGGUCUUUCAGAAUAUACGCAUAGUACAGGUGGACAAUGGUCGUGGCAAUUUGAUUAAUCAAACUAUUAUAACUUUAACAAAGAUUAUAACUACUCAAGCUUUGCAUCAAUGUCUUAAAUUUAUUUAUACUGGCACUAUUGAAAAAGAAUUGAAUAAUAUACAGGAUAUUGAACAAGCUGCCGAUUUGCUGGAACUGCCUCAAUUAACACAAUUGCUUACCAAGACACAAAAUAACGCACCCAGCAUUAAUGAUGAUCCUAGUUCUCAUAUAUGUCUUAGUAUUAAAGAAAAUAUGGAAAAACAUUGCAUGGGUGAUGGUUGCUUUAGUGAUAUUACUUUUGAAUUGGACGAUGGACAAAUGAAAGCACAUCGUGCCAUAUUGGUGGCACGUUGUGAUGUAAUGCGUGCCAUGUUGGCUGGUGAUUUUCGUGAGGCACACUCUAGUGUGAUUGUAUUUCCUGGCGUGACUAUUUAUACAUUCCAUAAAUUACUUUGCUAUUUAUAUACCGAUGAAAUACCACAUAUUUCGGCUGCUAAAUGUUUAAACCUUUUGGAACUAGCCAAUCGUUUAUGUCUGCCACGUUUAUUAAAUUUAGUCGAGUGUCGUGUUAUAGAGGAUCUCACCAUGAUUUCACAAAAAGAAACCAAUGAAACUGUAGAUCAUUGUCUUAAGCUUUUAGAGCCUGUAAAGCUGCACAAUGCCGAUCAAUUGGCCGAAUGGUGUAUGUCAUAUUUAUGCGUUAACUACAAUGUCAUUUGCCGGCAUUCAAUUAAAGGCCUUCGAGCUUUGCAUCAAGAUAAUCAAGAGUAUUUGCGUGAACAUAGAUGGCCACCCGUUUGGUAUUUAAAAGAUUAUGAUUACUAUCAACGUUGCAUUAACGAAAUGAAUAAAGAGUUAAAGAACUCACGUCGAGAUUCACGCAGUGAUGACGAAGGCUGUCUUUGUUUUACAGGCGUAUUUUCUUGGAUGUUAGGUAAGCAAAAACAGGAAAGGAUUGCAGCUGGCAAUGUGAAUGGAGAAAGCACAAAUGAUAAUCAAAUAUUUAAUAGUUCUGAGAAUUCUAUGAAUCACAUUGAUCUGGAGGCCGAUAUUGAUUUAAAUCUCUGACAUCCAGCUUUGGGGCAUAGAAGAUCAUUUCGUUUUAUUGUGAUCUUGCCCGUUUUGAUAUGUUUCAUUUGCACUAUUUUGAGUAUUUUAAUACUUUUUCAAAUCUACACAUAGCGCUUGCGGAAUUGUGGUCUAAAGUAUGAUGAAACCUAGAGUAUGGUGGGUGCAGAAACUACUACAAAAAAAUGAAAAAAAACAAAACGAAAACCUUUAUUUUUUUGGACCGCUUGUGUGUUUUUCUAACAACAAGUACUACUUUGCAAUAAAAACAAAAAAAUACGCUACGCUGAAAACGUAUAUUAUUUUUAUAAACAUUUGACAAAGUAAAAAACAACAGCAAAAACAAAAAUUAUUAAAAAAAAACCAGCGCAUAAAUUCACUUUGUUUUUCCUUGAUUACAAAAACUACCAGGCAGGCGUAUUGUAUGAACAACAAUAAUAACAAACAACUAAAAAAAAUAAAAAUAAAAUAAUU